Messenger RNA from Echinostoma caproni, 588 nucleotides. Lineage: Eukaryota; Metazoa; Platyhelminthes; Trematoda; Plagiorchiida; Echinostomatidae. The record is from the annotation of a GenBank genome assembly.
AUGAGUCGGUUAGGACUUCCCCAAAAACUAUUUUUCCUUCUGAUUUGGAUCUUGGCUACUGUACAACUGGUGAUUCAUGGUAGACACACAGGUCAAACCGAAUUCAAUGGGGAUCCAUCAAUCGAUGGUAUUGAUCGGAUCCCAAGACUGUUUAAUUACCACAUGGAGAAACUUGCCCGUCGGCCGCCACCGCCACCACCACCACCACCACAGCCACAAAUACAACAAGCUGGCCAACAGCAACAACAUUCUUCCGUAAAUAUUCCUAAAAUUGGGAAAAAAACGCCGUUGUUGAAACAGGAAUAUGUACCACAAUCCAAUCUCGAAUCAGACGAUGAACUGAAUCGUUUACUCCCCGAAUCCGCUCCCAUGUCCACUUUGGGACCGAACGAGCAACAGUCAACUCUCGGCCCAUUAGGACAGGCUCGUGAAUCAGAAACUGUGUUGGAUAAUGAAAUGGACUAUUUGAACCCAUUCAUUGACUCCCACAAGUACAGGGGGAAGAAAGGUGAGUUGUUCGAUGAGUCCCAUGAAUUCCCGGGGGCGGGGGGGGGCAGGUUUAUCGUGUGUUUGGGUCCGAUGGUUUGA